Molecule: messenger RNA, 5701 nt
Organism: Chrysemys picta bellii (western painted turtle)
Lineage: Eukaryota; Metazoa; Chordata; Testudines; Emydidae
Source: RefSeq, a predicted model, not a curated record
CUGCAGCCCGAGUUCCGCACCUUUGCCGUCGACCCCCAGAUCACCUCGCUGGAUGUCCUACAGCACAUCCUCAUCCGCGCCUUCGACCUCAACGGGAAGAAGAACUUUGGGAUCAGCUACCUGGGCCAGGAGAAGCAGGGUCAGGAGACAUACCUGUCGCUGCUGUCGGACUGGGACCUGGCCACGGCCUUCGCCAGCGCCUCCAAGCCUUACCUGCAGCUCCUCGUGGAUAUCAAGCCUUCGGAAGACAGCCCCCUGCUGGAGGACUGGGACAUCAUCAGCCCCAAAGAUGUCAUCAGCACUGAUCUGCUCCUGGUGGAGAAGAGGUCCCUGGCGGCGGCCGCCCUGCCUUUUACCCAGUCCAUCAUCUCCCAGGUGGGCCGGACGCUGUCGAAGGUCCAGCAGGCUCUGAGCUGGUCCUACGGGGAGGACGUGAAGCCGUUCAAACCGCCGCUGAGCGACUCCGAGUUCCACACCUACCUGAACCACGAGGGGCAGCUGAACCGGCCCGAGGAGCUGCGGCUGCGCAUCUACCACGGCGGCGUGGAGCCCUCGCUGCGGAAAGUGGUGUGGCGCUACCUGCUGAACGUCUACCCAGACGGGCUGACGGGCCAGGAGCGCAUGAACUACAUGAAGCGCAAGACGCGGGAGUACGACCAGCUAAAGGGCCAGUGGGCGGAGCGGGCCAGCCCCGAAGACCUGGACUUCAUCCGCAGCAACGUCCUCAAGGAUGUUCUCCGCACGGACCGCACCCACCCCUACUACGCCGGCUCGGAGGACAAUCCGCACCUGACCGCCCUUCACGACCUGCUGACCACCUACGCCGUCACCCACCCGCAGAUCUCCUACUGCCAGGGCAUGAGCGACAUCGCCUCGCCCAUCCUGGCCGUCAUGGACAACGAGGCCCACGCCUUCAUCUGCUUCUGCGGCAUCAUGAAGCGCCUGGAAGGAAACUUCCAGGUGGACGGCGAGGUGAUGUCCCUCAAGUUCUCCCACCUCAAGCUCCUCCUCCAGUACUCGGAUCCUGAGUUCUACGCCUACCUCCUCUCCCGGGGCGCCGACGACUUCUUCUUCUGCUACCGCUGGCUGCUGCUGGAGCUGAAACGGGAGUUUGCCUUUGAGGAUGCCUUGCGGAUGCUGGAGAUAACCUGGAGCUCCUUGCCACCGGAUCCUCCGGAGAAGGAGGUGGAGCUGGUGGGGCCGCCGGCCAGGCUUAGUGAGAGUGGCCAGCCUGUCCGCCAACGCCACAUGUUGCGUCCCACCUGUAGCUUCGAUGCGACUGGGGACCGUCCUUGCUUGGAGGAGUCCCGGAGCCCGGCCCUCCUUGGAGGAGCCCGGAGCCCGGCCUUGCCUGGAGCAGAAGACCUUAUUGAAGCAAUCCAGCUUUGGGGAAUUCAAGUACUACAGCGCUCGUGAGGACACGAGCAGGACCCCUUGCUCCAGCUCCCGGCCAUGACCAAGUCUUUCUCCGCCCCAUCCCUCCGGCCCCUGACCCCGCCCACGCCCUCCGGAGACUCCCCCUCCUCACCCUCACCCCUCUCUGGCAGCGAGAAGAACGAGAGCCUGCCGGAGGAGAAGGGAGAUUUGGCAGGUGACACGCCAUCCUCCCCACCCAGCAGCCCCCUCCCCGCCGCCCCGUCCCCAGCCACGGUGAGCUUGCCUCCGCCGCAGGAGUUCGGCAAAGGCAACCCCUUCAUGCUCUUCCUGUGCCUGGCCAUCCUGCUGGAGCACCGGGACCACAUCAUGAAGAACAACAUGGACUACAACGAGCUGGCCAUGCACUUCGACCGCCUGGUGCGCCGGCACAAUCUGGCCAAGGUGCUGCACCGGGCCAAAGCCCUCUUCGCCGACUACCUGCAGUCCGAGGUCUGGGACUCCGAGGAGGGGGACGAGGCGGCCGCAGAGUCCCCAGCCGUCUCGUGACCCCCCCACCCCUGGGGAUUGGAUCCCCCCAACUCUCCUGCCACUCCCCCUUCCGGCAACCUCCUUGAGACUCAUCACAGGUCAAUCCUCUCUGUUUCCCCCUGGAUCUAAUGAUCUCCUUGGAAGAUCCUUCAUGGACCAACCGGGAUCUCUCCCCCCUGUGGGAUCCCCUCUAUCCAUCGUCCUGCAGAUCUAAUGAUCUCCCUGGAACAUUCUUCAUGAACCAACUGGGAUCUGCCCUUUCCACUGGCAUCCUCUCUAAUUUCAAUUAUUUCCUUGGACGAUCCGUCAGAGACCAACUAGAAUAUCUCCCUCCCUGUUAGAUCCCCUUCUGACCCCCCCUCCCCCUUGGAUUUAAUGUUCUCCUUGGAAGAUCCUUCAUGGACCUACCAGGAUCUGGCCUUCCCAGUGGGAUCCCCGCCAACCAUCCCCUUCUGACUCCAGUGAUCCUUUUGGAAGAUCCUUCAGAGACCCAACCAGGAUCGGCCACUCGGACUCCGGUGCCUUUUUCUUUUAUGUGCAUUAGCGGAUCCGGUUUUUGGUUUCCUUCCCCGCUGCGGCCGCAGCCUCUGACGGCGUCGCUGCCAAAGCUGGGGAGCACGCCCAACGCCCCUCCCCAGAUCUUCAGACUCUUGACCGCUGGGAUGUACGUGCUCUUUUCUGUUCCGUUUUGGAUCCGCUUUUCACUGACCCAGAACUUGGCUGGUUGCCUUUUAAACCAAGUUGCCCAGUCGUGGUAUAUUUCCUCCUCCAAUGAAGAGAUCAAGUGGAAUUUAUUCCGCGCUUUGGAGGAAGACCAGACAUCCGCUCCCAUGAUGCAAAGGGACGGGAAUCCGGGAUACUAGGGGAUCAAACAACAUAUGAUCUCUGCUGGCUUGCCACUUUCAUUCGUUAGCCGUUUCCCUGGGCAAACGGACCCCAGUGGCUCCCUGGAUUUGCUCGGCUGUAAAACUAACCAGAGAUCUUCGAUCAGCCGAGCCUUUCUGUUCCUGGUUUUAACGAGAGAUCAGCUGUUGACAGGAUGGAGGCAAGACCUGCCCGCCUGUGGAUUGACUUCUGGGGCAGGAUCCGUAUCGGUGGGGAGAGGGGCGGGGCGGAGGGAUCGUAAACAAAACCAUUUCCGUUGAUCGCGCCUCAUCGCGCUGCGUUAGCGUCCCUGCAGCGGGUUGGCUGUGGCGUGCGAUCUGCUGAUGGCCUGUCCAGAAGCGGGUCCUGAUCUCGGCUGGGCCAGCAUCAGUCUGGAGCUUCUCUGGAUGCUGCCGAGAUCGGCCCCUCGCUCGUUUCUAUGACACGGGAUCGGAAGCGGUGCCUGGCCUGCGUCAGCUGCGCCGAUCUGGGAAUUUCUGCAGACGAAGACGUCUUCCGAACAUCCUCUUUCCCCUUCGCGUCCGCCCGGAGGAGAGCAGGGCUUCAUCGCUGGGAUCUAGCCCCUGAUGCCUUUUUGUUUCCGUGGCAUCCUUCUGCGUUGGCCUUAUCUUAGCUCAGAGACCCACCUCCUACAUCAGCAUCUGUGUUGGAUUGUCUGGCUCAAGACCGCUACGGAUAGUUUCCCCCUCCAGAUAUCUGCCCAUCCUAUCGUCCCAGAUCCGGGCUCUUUGUACGAAGUCUGAUAUGAAUCGCUUAUUGCAGCCACGUGGGGUUUAGCGUCUCGAAGGCAGACGAAGCAGAGAGCUGGCUGUGUCGUAGCAGAGAAGGGGAUUUACUCUAGGUCCUAUUGGAAAAACAAACAAGAAGUCCCUGUAGGGAAGCAACCUGGCCACUAGAGGUCACCAUUGGGCUUUGCAGAUCUGAGAUCUCUACCCCAGGAAGGUUCUGGGUUGUGAGAUCCCCCAGGAUCUAGGUAGGGAUGGGGAGAGAAACCGGACGUCCCCACGGUGUCAGUUCGGGGGGAUCUUUCUGGUGAUCUGUGGGAUCGCCAGAGUUGGUACGUAGCCCUGUUACCGGAGGGACCGGCAGGCAGAGCCCGGAUUGGCAGGCGUCUCUGGGGGGGUGUAUCCGGCGUGUGGGAGGUCCCAAUCUUGGGUGUGGACGGAGAUUGGCCUGCCCAGAGCCUGCACUGGUGGGGCCCCGUCCCCCACCCAGGGCUCCUCCACACCUUCCCCCCCACCCCCAACUUGCCAUGGCGGGGGAGAGAAACUGAUUAGGACUUGGUGUUGUAAUUGACCCUCUGUGGCAGCAGUUGAUGCUCAUCUGGGCUGCUGGACUAGGCUGAUGCACCGGGGCUGUGGGCCAUGGGGCGCAGACAGGGGGGACUGGCCCCUCCCACCAGAUUAACUUCCACCUCAGUUACAACCCACAGCUAAGUCAACUGUAGCAGUCCUGCCCUAGUCAGUUUCACACCCCUGGGCUGGCCCAGCUGUAACUGACUAGCCGCAGGAGCAGGCUGGCGACCCUGGGCUCGCCGGCGUCCCAUUAGGUCCAACUGGCCCCGAGCCCGAUCGAGACUCCAGUGGCCCCUGCUAAAGGGCAUUCGGUUCUGGGCCGCUUGUCUCCUUGAGAGCAACGUGGGCUGGCUUGAAUCCCAGGCGCUUUCCAUUUGUCAAAUUUGACCCGCGUCGGUAUCUUCUCGCCUUUGGCUUCCUCCGAAAAGCAACGGCUUUAAAACCCCACAUUCUUCCGUGCUCCGCGGCCCCUUCCCUCGUCCCGGCAGGGAGUCGGGCGCCAGCUGGGCUCUAACCUGGAUCGCGCAUGGGCCAAAUCUUAAAACCGGGUUCCAGAUCUUCCCAGCGGGAGCUAGGGCAGGGGUGGGCAGUUAUAGGGCUGCUAGGCAGCAGUGAGGCUCUGUGGGAACAGGGGUGCCCAGGGCGUCGCCCCUUAGAUCCAGGGGUGUUUGCCUCCCCAUCUGUUGUUGGCUCCAGCAUCUUGCCAAUGCCGGGAAGGCGCCUGAGUCCGGCGUCCAGCAGAAUGGACGCAGCGCACGCUCCCCCUACAGCCCAUUGCGGGGGAGUGCGAUGGGCUGACCCCAGCGGGUGGCGUGCUCCUUGAUAGCCCAUGGGGAGCGGUAGCGAUCACUCUCCCCCGCCCUUCCCGUUCCCCCCCGGGCGGCCCCACAAUAGCUUAGCCCCGAACAAACACACACCAAGCCCUGCCCUGCUACUUUGGGGCUAGAUCAGACCCGUCCCAGCGGGCUGUUUCCUCCAGAGCUCCCAGCGUGAGGAAACAAGGAAGCCGCCGGUGUGUCUCGGACAGCUCCAGUUAUUUGUGCCGCUUCCUUUGAACGGGCAGGGGGUUCUUGGAUUUCACCGCCGCAGGAGGGUCAAACUCGAAUCUCAUGGACACUCACGUCCUUAAAACACCUCCAUCCUUAUUGCCAAGGUUCGGAUCUUCUGAUCGUGGCCAAGAAACGGGGAGUCUCUUUUCCAAAGCUGGCCAGAAACCAGGCCCUCGAACAAACCCUCGGCAUCUGUUCCCGGCAAAAGCGAGCAGGACUUGGCAGGAUCGCUCGUCGCCUUCCAUUUUGUCUUUCCCCACUCUCUCCUUGCUCUGGAUUUAAACGCCCCGGUAGGGGAUCCAAGGUUACUAUCUGACUUGCCCAUGGACCUGCUAGUGAUCCCACCCAAUCUGAAAGGUGCAGGGAGGAAAAAUGUUUUCCUCUGUGAGUUAGAAAGUGCUCAAAGACCAUAUCCCCAAGUGGGGAAGUCAACAGUGCGACGCUGAUUUCCACCAGCUGGGGAUCCGGAGCAGGGGCGACUCGAGCUUUUUUGCCGCCCCAAGCAUGGCAGGCAGGCUGCCUUCGGCGGCGCGCCUGCGGGAGUUCCCCAGUCCCGCAGAUUUGGCG